AUGGACGUCAAAAAGACUGCUCCUGAUGACACCCUUGAGGCGAACUUCUCCAAAGCUGAGAUAUGCGCCUCGACGCCGCGCUUUGUGAAAGAAGCCGGAAGUCAACAAAACAUCAAGUCUCGCCAUGCUCAGAUGAUCGUAAUUGGCGGUGCAAUUGGCACUGGUGUUUUCUUAGAUCUACUCACAUAUUUGGCCGAGGUUGAAACUGAUGCUGAGAUGUGGACCAGACUGGAGCAGGCGGAGAAAGAGGUCUCACAAAAUGUGGCUUGGAGGGUCGUAUCUACUAUAUGGCAGUAG
Molecule: messenger RNA, 297 nt
Organism: Penicillium soppii
Lineage: Eukaryota; Fungi; Ascomycota; Eurotiomycetes; Eurotiales; Aspergillaceae
Exons: 1
Coding region: 1-297 (98 amino acids)
Source: RefSeq, a predicted model, not a curated record